This is a messenger RNA of Callithrix jacchus (white-tufted-ear marmoset), 4779 nucleotides long. Its product is annotated as TATA box-binding protein-associated factor RNA polymerase I subunit A. Gene Ontology annotation, cellular component: RNA polymerase I transcription regulator complex. NCBI's taxonomy places the organism in Eukaryota, Metazoa, Chordata, Mammalia, Primates, Cebidae. The record is from RefSeq and is a predicted model, not a curated record. Gene Ontology annotation, biological process: transcription by RNA polymerase I.
AGAGGCGGCCCUGCGGGCUUGCCGUACACCGCUUCCGGGACGCGCCCGGGGCUACUCCGCUGCAGAAGGUUUGUGCGGUUCUGCGCCGGCUCGCUGAGGAGCUCGGCUGAGGAGCGGACGUAGCGGGCGGCGACUCGGUGGGACCGCAGCGCGCUGCAGCAGCUCCCGCCCUGGCCAGGGUCCAGGAGGGGCCAAUGAGACGUCUGCAGCUGCUGGAGGAGUUAGGAGUGAGGCCGCGCGUUGCCUGAAGGCCUUAGGCGGGUUUUGCGCAUGCUCAUAUAAAGCUCUCCUAACCGAUCUUCCGAAGAAAAUUUCACGUGUUUCGGGGUCAGAGACUGAGUUUAGCUUUACUGAGGAGCUCUAACUUUAGGCGGGUAUGAGUGAUUUCAGUGAAGAAUUAAAAGGGCCUGUAACAGAUGAUGAACAAGUGGAAACAUCUGUGCUCUCUGGUGCAGGAAUGCAUUUUCCUUGGCUUCAAACCUACAUAGAAACUGUGGCCAUUGGAGGGAAAAGGAAGAAGGAUUUUGCUCAGACAACAAGUGCUUGUUUGAGUUUUAUCCAAGAAGCUCUGCUGAAGCACCAGUGGCAGCAAGCUGCAGAAUACAUGCACAGUUAUUUUCAGACCUUGGAAGAUUCAGAUAGCUACAAAAGGCAGGCUGCACCUGAGAUUAUUUGGAAGCUCGGAAGUGAAAUUCUAUUUUAUCAUCCAAAAAGCAAUGUGGAGACUUUCAAUACUUUUGCUGACCGGAUGAAAAAUAUUGGCAUCAUGAAUUAUUUAAAGAUCUCCUUACAACACGCAUUAUAUCUUCUGCAUCAUGGAAUGCUUGAAGAUGCUAAGAGAAAGCUGAGUGAGGCAGAGACAUGGAGACAUGGUGAAAAGACAUCUUCCCGGGAAAUAUUAAUCAACCUUAUUCAGGCCUAUAAAGGGCUUUUGCAGUAUUAUACCUGGUCUAAAAAAAAGAGGGAAUUGUCAAAGCUUGAUAAGGAUGAUUAUGCUUACAGCGCAGUAGCCCAAGAUGUGUUCAACCACAGCUGGAAGACGUCUGUAAAUAUUUCUGCAUUGAUUAAAAUUCCUGGAGUUUGGGACCCUUUUGUGAAGAGUUAUGUAGAAAUGCUGGAAUUCUAUGGGGAUCGAGAUGGAGCCCAAGAAGUACUCACCAAUUAUGCAUAUGAUGAAAAGUUUCCAUCAAAUCCAAAUGCCCACAUCUACUUAUACAACUUUCUAAAGAGACAGAAGGCACCAAGAUCAAAAUUGAUAAGUGUGCUUAAGAUUUUGUAUCAGAUUGUGCCAUCUCAUAAAUUGAUGUUAGAAUUCCAUACAUUACUUAGAAAAUCAGAAAAGGAAGAACACCAUAAACUGGGGUUGGAGGUAUUAUUUGGAGUCUUAGAUUUUGCCGGAUGUACUAAGAAUAUAACUGCUUGGAAAUACUUGGCAAAAUAUGUGAAGAAGACCUUAAUGGGAAACCACCUUGUGUGGGUUCAAGAAGAGUGGAAAUCCAGGAAAAACUGGUGGCCAAGCUUUCAUUUCAGCUACUUUUGGGCAAAAAGCGAUUGGAAGGAAGACACAGCUUUGGCCUGUGAGAAAGCCUUUGUGGCUGGAUUACUGUUAGGAAAAGGUUGUAGAUAUUUUCGGUAUAUUUUAAAGCAAGAUCACCAAAUCUUAGGGAAGAAAAUUAAGCGGAUGAAGAGAUCAGUGAAGAAAUACAGUAUUGUAAAUCCAAGACUCUGAUGCUGGAUUUUAGUUUUUUCACAGUAGUAGCUACACAGUAAGCAGCUCAGUAGUUACUGAAUGUAUUUAUGUAGUGUAUUAAGAAGCUUAUAUGAGUCUAAAAAACUUAUUUUUAUAUAUUUUAAUUUAUUUAUAGCUAGAGAAACAAUAUUACUGCCUUUGCUCUUUGUAAAUAUGUCUGUUUUCUUUUUUGUAAUAUUAAAUGUUACAUUUGUUAAGGAAUAAUUCUUGAAAUUCAAAAAUAUUUAGAGAAUAUAGCUCUACAGCAGUUAUUGUUUGCAAAUAAUUUUCCUCUGGCUAUUGUGUAAUAAAAUACAACUUGUGGUACUGUAAAAUAAAUUGGCAUUCUUUUUAUUCUAAUUAAUCCAUUUUAGGUAUACCACCAUGAAGAACUAUAUUGGUGAUGAGUUCUGUUGAGGAAUUUUGAAAAGAGAGAAGGAUUUAGAAAAAUACUUUUUCUCUUUCAGUAUAAAGACUUGACAGUUUGGGGCAAAAUAUCCUCCUGCUAGAGAGAGACCUUUGACUCUAGAGGACUAGUUUGGGUCACAGCAGUGUAGAAGUCUGGCUUUUUUCAGCUGGCACUGGCCUAACUUUAAAGGGCUCUUGGCUUUUUUGGUGCCUGGCGCAGCAGUCUAAGACAUGCUUAGAACUCACGUGUCCCCUCUCCUUUUUCUCUUUUUUAGCCAAAAGCUAUAAAAUAGGAUUAUGAUUUAUCUUGAUCUCUAAGAAAAUGGAGGUGAGGAUAAAAGAAAUGAGUAGAUAUGAUUAUUGGUUUUCAUACAAAACUGUCUCUUAAAAUGUUUACAUCAGGCCAGGCACAGUGGCUCACCCCUGUAAUCCCAGCACUUUGGGAGGCCGAGGCAGGUGGAUCACAAGGUCGAGAUCGAGACCAUCCUGGUCAACAUGGUGAAACCCCGUCUCUACUAAAAAUACAAAAAAUUAGCUGGGCAUGGUGGCGCAUGCCUGUAAUCCCAGCUACUCAGGAGGCUGGGGCAGAAUUGCCUGAACCCAGGGGGCGGAGGUUGCGGUGAGCCGAGAUCGCGCCAUUGCACUGCAGCCUGGGUAACAAGAGCAAAACUCCCAUCUCAAAAAAAAAAAAAGUGUACAUCAGAACAAUUAGGUAAGAACAGUUAGAUGUUCUUAUCUAAUUGUUCAGUAAGAGUAGUGCAGUUCACCUGUGAAACUUUUUUUAGGUCCAUUGAUGUUUAAGCUGCUUCUAUGAAUAAUGGUAAUAGCUAAAAUUUAUCAAGCACUUUGGGUUUUACCUUGGAUCAUAUAACCACUACAAUUCUAUGAAUUAUUCCUAUUUUACCAAUAAAGAAAAUGAAGUCUGAAGAUGAAGUAACUUGCCAAGGUCACAGUUUGUAGGUGUUGGCACCAGGAUCCUAACCCAAUCAGUGUGGUUCCAAAGAUCACACUCUCACGUAGUAGCUGUAUGACCUCCCAGUGCAGUCGGUGUUGACUACGUGCAGAGCACUGAGCGAAGUAGAGUGAGGCAAAACAGCAGUAGCCAGGUCUGCUCAUUUCUGCUUGCCAGCAUCGUUUCACAAAGCCCCUGACCCUGUGAUGACAUGCAACUCUCUGGAAAGAUGCCUUAAAAACAAAACAGCCUAGAGCACAGGGCACCCCCAUGCCUCUUGCCUGAGUCACCACAUUCCUUAAAAGUUAAAUGACCCCAGUCCUUGCCUUUUCCUACACACAAGAUAAUAUCUGAUGGGAUUAGUGAUUAUGCUUCUGUAAUCCAUAACCACAGAUGUACUCUUAACCCCCAAACCUUGAUGAGAUUCUGUUUGAAUGCAGCUUUUGAGCAAGCUUGAUGCGAUUUUGCACUGUAGGGAACUCCGCCACCUGUAUAGAAGCAGUGAGCUGAAAUACUGUGCUGGAACAGUCUCACGGGACUGCUUGCUUAUGUGGUUACCACUUACAGCCAUUCCUCAUGACUACUUUAAGACAGUAGCAAUAACUAAAGAUAAUUUAAAGUCUUGUUUUCUCAUUGAAACCUCUGUAUAUAUUUAAAAUGUACAACUUGAUAUUUGAUAUACAUUGUGAAAUGAUCGCUACAAUCAAGGUACUUAAUAUCUUCAUUACCUCUACAUAAUUACCAUUGUGUGUGUGUUGUGUAUGUAUGUGUGAUGAAAAGAUUUAAGAUCUGUCUUUAACAAAUGACACGUAUGUAAUAUAAUACUGAACUGUCAUCACCAUGCUGGACAUUGGAUCUCCAGAAAUCAUUUAUCUCGUAUAACUGAAACUUUGUAUCAUUCGACCAAUAUCAGUCUAUUUCCCCUUUCCCUCAGCCCCCGGCAACAUCUUACCCUCUGCUUCUGUGAAUUUGGCUCUUAAAUUUUACAUACAAGUGAGAUCAUGCAAUAUUUCUCUUUCUGUGUCUUACUUACUUUAAUUUUGCUUAGCAUAAUGUCCUCCAUGUUGAGAAUGACAGGAUUUCUUCUUUAAGGCUAAGUAAUAUUUAAUCGUAUUUUUUUAUAUGCCACAUAUUUCUUCAUCUGUCAAAGGCCAUUUAGGUUGUUUCAGUUGUUACGAGUGAUGCUGCAAUGAACAUAGGUGUGCUGAUAUCUCUUUAUAAUCUUGAUUUCAGUUCCUUUGGGUGUAUAUCCAGAUAUUUCUGUUUUCAAUUUUUUGGCGGGAACCUCCAUAUUGUUUUCUAUAUUUACAUCCCCACCAGCAGCGUACAAGUGCUUUCUCUUCAUCCUCACAAUACUUAUCUUUGACCUCUGGUACUAUUCAUCCUACCAGGUGUGAGGCUGUAUCUCCUGGUUUGAUUAGCGUUUCCCUGGUGAUUCGAGCUGUUGAGCACUUAUUCAUAUACCUGUUAGCUAUUCAAAUUUCUUUUGAGAAGUGUCUAUUUAGUUGCUUUGGCCAUUUUUAAAAUGGAAUUAUAUUUUUGGUGUUGAGUUGUAUGAGUUCUUUGUGUAUUUUGUAUUAGCCCCUUAGCUGAUCAAUUAUAUGGAAUGUGAAUUACAUCUGUAAAGCUGUUACACCCCAUUCCCAUCCCACCUCCCCUCAUAAAAAGAAAGAAAAGCAUGUUCUGUGGA